Molecule: messenger RNA, 978 nt
Organism: Xenopus laevis (African clawed frog)
Lineage: Eukaryota; Metazoa; Chordata; Amphibia; Anura; Pipidae
Product: olfactory receptor 8H1
Exons: 1
Coding region: 43-978 (311 amino acids)
Source: RefSeq, a predicted model, not a curated record
UUUCAUUGGAACAUUCAAAAACAUUUUGAAUUCUUUUGAAAAAUGGCCUUAGGGAAUCAAGAAAAUGUUUCAGGAUUUAUUAUCCAAGGGUUUUCUGAUACUCCAGAGCUUGAAAUCUCUCUUUUUGUGCUAAUCCUUGGAAUCUACUUCAUCAUUCUGCUGGGAAAUCUCAUCAUAUUCUUAGUCAUUUCAUGGAGUCCUCACUUACACACUCCCAUGUACUUAUUCUUGCAGAACCUUUCAAUCAUAGACAUUUCUUCCACCUCAAAUAUUUUACCUAAUUUGCUACAUAUUCUUCUCACACAACAAAAUGACAUUUCAUUCUUGGGGUGUAUGACUCAAAUGUAUGUUUUUACAUCCUUGGCUGGCAGUGAAUACUUUCUCCUGACGGCCAUGGCAUAUGAUCGUUAUGUUGCCAUCUGUGAUCCCCUUCAUUACAUUGCCCGAAUGAGCAGGAAACAUUGUGUUUGGCUUAUAACUGCCGCAUUCACUGUUGGUUUUACUAACACUAUUGGCCAUGUUGUUCUUUUAUCGAAUCUGUCAUAUUGUGCUUCCCAUCUUAUUAACCAUUUUUUCUGUGAUAUCACACCGUUGCUAAAACUUUCCUGUAGCAGCACCUUUAGCAUGGAACUUUUCAUUUACAUUGUAGGGACAUUGCUUUUUUUAAAUUCCUUCCUUCUCAUUCUGAUCUCAUAUAUAUUUAUCAUCUCUGCUAUCUGGAAAAUCCAAUCCUCAGAGGGGCAACAAAAAGCCUUUUCUACCUGUGCUUCUCACCUGACCUGUGUGAUAACUCUUUAUGUUACAGUUAUUUGCUUGUAUAUGAGACCCACAAAAGCUUAUUCUCUGGAAAGGGACAAGUAUUUUUCACUGCUGUACAUUGUCCUGGGUCCUGUGCUAAAUCCUCUCAUUUACACACUGAAAAACAGAGAAUUUCAGUCUUCUUUAAAUAAGAUGAAAAUGAAAUUUGCGAUUUGUUAA